Molecule: messenger RNA, 971 nt
Organism: Cololabis saira (Pacific saury)
Lineage: Eukaryota; Metazoa; Chordata; Actinopteri; Beloniformes; Belonidae
Product: ADP-ribosyl cyclase/cyclic ADP-ribose hydrolase 1-like
Exons: 7
Coding region: 267-971 (234 amino acids)
Biological process (GO): positive regulation of B cell proliferation
Cellular component (GO): plasma membrane
Molecular function (GO): phosphorus-oxygen lyase activity; NAD+ nucleosidase activity
Source: RefSeq, a predicted model, not a curated record
UGUGAAAUCGCUCCUAUGUUAUGUGCAGCUAGUUUCCUCUGUUACAGGUCUGCAAAAUCAACUCGGAUCAUUUAUUUAAGAAUUCAACCGUUAAGAUGGACCGGGAAAAAAAAGUGGCCAUCGCUUGUGUCUUCAUUAUUGUCUCUGUUGUCAUUAUUGUUCCAUCAGUGCUUCUCUCUCCUCAAACCUCCCAGUUCAGGUCAAAAUUCAGGAAGAGAUGUCAGGCAUUCCCAGAGACAACCCAAAGGUAAGCCUUUGUGUUUAAAAUGACUUCGUGUUUGAUCAAAUACCAUUCGCUCCACAGCCAGUUUCCACUCUAUUGGGUUUUUUUUCUUCCCAGAUGUGACGAUCUAUUGAGGUUGUUUGAGGAGGCUUAUGUGGGGCUGGACUCGUGCAACUUUCCGUCGUAUGCCUAUGACCGGCUGUUUUUGGAGUACCGCUUCACACACUCAUGUGACAAAACAAUGUUCUGGAGCAAAACCAAACCUCUGGUCCAUGAGUUUACUAAGAAGAGGGAUAAUUUUAUCACCUUAGAGGACACGCUGCUGGGCCACAUAAUGAAUGGUCAGUCCUGGUGCGGAAAGAAGGACAGCAAAGAAACGUUCAUCUAUUUGUGUGAAAAGUGCAAAAACAACCCUGUGACUUCAUUCUGGGAGAAAGCAUCAGCUGAAUUUGCAGAUUAUGCCUGUGGGGGUGCCAGGGUAAUGCUAGACGGACGGACCCAGGAACCAUUUAAUUCUAGCAGUUGUUUUGGUGAGAUUGAAUUGAAGAGACUCGUUUAUCCCAGGGUGUUUAACCUGAAGGUCAUUUUGCUUGCUAAAGACAAUAACUUAAACUGUAACCGAGAGUCUCUGCAGCUGUUGCAGAAAAUGCUGAAUCCAUACAUCGCCUACAGCUGCAAGGCUGUAACUGAGUCCAGUAUCCAGAACUGCAUUGAAAAGGGUUUAACCAAAGAGGCCUGCUGGAGUUAA